This is a messenger RNA of Orussus abietinus, 894 nucleotides long. Its product is annotated as transmembrane protein 256 homolog. NCBI's taxonomy places the organism in Eukaryota, Metazoa, Arthropoda, Insecta, Hymenoptera, Orussidae. The record is from RefSeq and is a predicted model, not a curated record. The transcript is spliced from 4 exons. Bases 299 to 811 code for a protein of 170 amino acids.
GUCCGUUUCUGACAUCUUCCAUAUUGGAACGUAAUUUACUGGUUUUCUAGGAUUUGCUGCUGUAAACUACUUGGUUUACGUAAUAUACGUCAAAAACUUAGAAAAACGCGAAAUUACUCAAUUCUGUUCCGCUCUCUUUAUUACUAUUUCCCCGGUAUCUUCUGUCAAUCAAAUUGUAAGAAUCCUGUUGUUAUGCGUAAUUGAAACUUUUGAACUGAUGGUUUAAUUUUGGAAGUGUCCCAAAAACCGGUCAAAUUUUUCUGUAAAUUAUAAGUAGUACAAAUGUAAACAAAGGACAAUGGGAGUACAAGAUAUUAUAUCUUACACAUUGUUUACUAAUCCGAUCAGUUCUGGAGCGUAUUCUUAUGCAAAAACUGCAUCAAUCGCUGUUAGAGAUUAUAUAGGACUACAACCGAGAGUGCAAGUUAAAAUGGUAACUCCGGAUCCAGUUCCCUUGUGGAAACUAGCAGCUGCAUCCGGGCCUUUUAUAAGACUUGCAGCUAUAAGUGGAACAGCUGCAAUUAUUUUGGGUGCAACUGGCACACACAGAAAAUAUCCAGAUGAAAAAGGCCAAGACCAAAAGGAAGUUUUCAAAACAGCCUCCUUUUACCAUUUUGUGCACACGUUGGCCUUGAUGGGAUUACCUUUAUGCAGGGCACCAUACAUAGCUGGAACAUUUAUGGUAUCAGGAAUAGUACUGUUCUGUGGAAGUUGCUAUUACUAUGCAUUCACAGGUGACAAAAGGUUCAGCCGUUUCACACCAAUCGGAGGCACGUGUUUUAUUCUAGGAUGGUUGGGAAUGAUAUUUUAAACAUCAAAAUAUCUCGUAUGAUUCAAUUUUUGUAAUUCACAAUUAUUUUCUGUAAAUUGUUGAAAUAUAUAAUUCUUGUGAAA